Messenger RNA from Guillardia theta CCMP2712, 962 nucleotides. RefSeq lists its product as hypothetical. The transcript is spliced from 2 exons. The coding region runs from base 185 to 457 and encodes 90 amino acids. The record is from RefSeq and is a predicted model, not a curated record. NCBI's taxonomy places the organism in Eukaryota, Cryptophyceae, Pyrenomonadales, Geminigeraceae.
AACACAUUGAUAUUCGAACGAAGUAUGCUGUUGAUUUGGUAGAAAAGGACGAGCUCUAUCCAGAAAAGAUUCAUACUUCUUAUCAGCCUGGUGAUUUGCUGACGAAAGUUCUGCCUUUGAAUCGGUGGAGGCUCCUUGGUGAAUUUCUCUUCGGAGACCCCUUACCGGAUAUGCUGCUCUGAGGAUGCUCGCCUGUCAUGCUCUCUGCGCUUCUGUCAGGGACAGUGCUACUCUGUUCCCAUGCCGUCAGUCGCCAAAGUUGUAUGCCCCGUGUGUGAUUGACGGUGAUCCGAGCUCCAGUCUCCGACAGGGAGAUUCAACCGAUCCUGCUGCGGUGGCUUCCAGGCUUUAUCUUCCGUCUUUUCUCCGAUUCAGGGAGGGUGGUGUCUCGGGUGAUGAAACCGAGGAGACUCUCAUGGAGAACGUGAAGGAAUCGGAUGAAUCGGAAGGAGGAUAAAGACAGACACGUACGGUCUUCCUCAAGCCUGUGGCUAGCUGCAACCAAGACAUCUGUUCUAGGUUAGUAUCUUAGAAACUCGCUCAUCCUGAUCUAUGGAACCCAUGACGGUAGUGAACGAUGAAAUUGAAUGGCCAAAAAAAUGAAAAUUGAGAAAGAAAUGACGGAUGAGUCGAGAUCGAUAAGUCAUGUGGUUGAAAUGAAAGCGCUGACGUCAAAAAUGAUUGUGCCUUGGCAAAACAAUGAUCCCCGGGGUAGAUAGGAUAGAAAGGGCCCAUAGAUUAGAAACGAGAAAAUUGUGUUCAAAACAAUCAGAGAUCAAUCAAUGCAUUGCAAGAAUUCUGAACCUGAUCUCUGGAGCUUGAUCGGAAUUCUAAAUUCUUGGCAUCAUCAAUGGGUGGAGAUGUCUUCAUUGCUCAAUGCGCAAGCUUCAGAGAGGUCACAUGAUGACCAAUCCCAUCAUGAGGAUCAGGUUGAAGAGGAGGAGGAGCUGUCUGACUUGAAA